UGCAGAAGCACGCCGCGCUGAUGCAACAGGCCGCAGCAGCGAAUUACGACAUUGGCUGAAUGAAGCCUGGGAGCCCCUUGAGAGGAAUGUGCGUGGGGCAGAUCCCUCGUUCCCGGUCUCGCCUGCGCGGAAUACACACCCAUGACCACCGAACCGGGAGGGGUUUACAACCCCAGCCAUUGAGACCUUUCCGAGCCCGGGACCCUAGCCUGGGAGGUUGAGGCGGCUCUGUUGCUAAACCUGCCGUCAUUUCCGUGAUGGGAUGGUUCGACAGCAGCCCUGCGACCCGCACUUUACACCACCUUCUGUCGCAGACCGAUUGCUGUAAGGCUCUCUGUCAGCUCCAAGUUUCCCUUGUCGCGGCCAGAUACUGGGUUAUUUUAGGCCGGUCGCGGCGGCAUGCGUGUAAGUAAGCGGCACCCAACCUUCUUCCGCGAUCAUGGACGGCUCCCGCGAUCUCAAUCGAGACAAUGCCGCCAGAUCCUUCUUGACUCGGACCUUGACACGGCGAGAUACUCGCGCGUCCGUCUCAGAUGACACGGUCGCCAGCGGCGUCUCGAAGGGCCCCCUCGGCCUUACCACGCUGUACGACCCUCCAGGAGACUCCGUUGUUGCAGACCUCAUCUUUGUCCACGGCCUGAACGGGGGCUCGCAGAGCACCUGGAGCAAAGGCAACGACCCCUCUUUAUUCUGGCCUCAGGAAUGGCUGCCAAGGGACGAGGCCUUCCGAGAUGUGCGCAUCCAUACCUUUGGCUACGCCUCCGGUGUCAACCGUGAGUCUAUCCUGGGCCUGCGAGACUUUGCAAAGUCUCUGCUCGGAGCCAUCAAGGACUGUCCGGCGAUGGAUCGCGAUGAAAAGCCCAGUUUGAUAUUCGUGGCGCACAGCAUGGGCGGGCUCGUCGUCAAGAAUGCCUUCGUCAUUGGACAGCAACACCCCGAGUUCCAUUCGACUGUGCAGCGAGUUCAGGCCAUCUUCUUCCUGGCUACACCGCACCAAGGCGCAGCCAUUGCGCAGACCUUAGAUCGGUUGCUCAACUUGGUCUCGGGAUCGCGGCCCUUCAUCGGGCAGAUCAUGCCUCAUUCCCAGGCUCUGCAGGCCAUCAACGAGGAUUUCCCAAGGGCUAGCGGGGGACUACACCUCGUGUCGUUCUACGAAUCGUUGCCGAUGAAGGUUCUCAAAUCCUUGGUUGUCGAGAAGCACUGCGCCGUCAUGAACGCGCACAAUGAGAGAACCGAGGCACUCAACGCGGAUCACCGCAACGUGGCCAUGUAUUCCUCCCCCGAAGACCGGAAUUAUCUCACAGUACGGAACGCUCUGGCAACGUACAUCAGCCCCCAGCGUAAGACUGUCGAGUCCCGGCUCCAGACUCUCGCACUUGAAGUUCAGACUGGGCUCAACACCUUCCUGGGAAUUACGGACGCGCCCGAGGACGAGAUAGGGAAUCUGGAUCUUGUCCGGCUAUCUGGCUCUUGCACGUGGCUGGCCACCAAACAGAAGUACCGCGCGUGGCGGGACGGGCGAGACACAAGACUUCUUUGGUUUCAGGGGCGGCCCGGUGCUGGCAAGACAGUCCUGUCCAGCUAUAUCGUUGAUGACUUGCGCAAGAGCGGCAUCGAUUGCUGCUUCUUUUUCUUCUCGUCACAGGACAGCGCCAAGUCAACGACGAAUGCCUUCCUAAGGUCCAUGGCAUGGCAGAUGGCCAUGCUCCAUCCCGAGAUCCGGUUGAAGCUCCAAGAAGCCUCCAGGGACUGGCAAGGCUCGCCAGUCGACAAGAUCGACCAGAACGCGGUGUGGCGACGCGUCUUCCUGCUGACCCUCCUUAAAGUGAGACUUAGUCGACCUCAGUACUGGGUCAUCGAUGCGAUGGACGAGUGCAAGAUGAACUCGGAUAUGCUGAGUAUCCUCACACGCAUUCAGGAGGAAUGGCCAAUGUCCAUCGUGGUGACUUCUCGAAUCUCCAGCGAAGCUUAUCUCAGCACAAUCGCCAAUCCGAGGGCCGACGUCGUCGGCGACACCAUCUCGGAUGAAGACUCGGUUCGAGACAUUUCCCUCUUCGUCCAGUCCAACCUCAAGUAUCUUCCAUUUCCACCAUCUGCUGCGUGGUCAAGCCGCCUCGAGAUGGCUGAUUACAUCGUCAAGAAGUCGGCUGGGUGCUUCCUCUGGGCGUAUCUGAUCUGCAUGGAGCUCCGCAAGACUAGCCAGCUCGAAGAGAUCAAGAGAGUGCUCGAAAGCACUCCCUCUACAAUGGAUGAUCUCUACAAAAGGAUACUGCUGAGCAUGGAACAAGCCACCUUCGGCAAGGAUUCAGCCAAGUCGAUCUUGGUCUGGGCGACGUAUUCCUUCCGGCCGCUCUCGACGGACGAGAUGCACGAGGCUGUCGAGGUCGACAUCAAUGACAAGAUCGACAGGGUUGAUCGCCUGAUAUCUAGGUCGUGCAGCAACCUCGUCUACGUCGACAGGUACGACAAGGUGCAGUUGAUACACAUGACCGCAAGGGAGUUUCUCGGUCGCAAGGAUGCCAACAAGGGAUCCGAGUUCACAUCCGAGUUCAUGGUUGACAAGGCCGAUGGGCACCGGAGGAUAGCAAAGGUAUGUCUAGAGUACCUGAUUCAGAGCAGUAAGGUCGCGCCCCGAGCCAGACGCCUGUUGUCCGAUCCAGACCUCGCAUCCCAGGGCUCCCCUGCAACCGCCCGGGCCUUUACCGACUAUGCGUCCAAGUUUCUCUUCCAGCACCUCAACCUCAUCAAGUCCACCGACACCGAGAUGUUUAUAACGCUUUCCAAGUUCCUCAGCAGCAACAGUGUGCUUCUCUGGAUAGAAUACAUCUCGGCUCGUGGGGAGCUGCACACCGUCUACCAGGCUGGAAAGAUCAUUAAUGCCCUUCUCACGCGGCGGGCACGCCACUCGCCCCCCAUGAGGUUCGCACAGAAACAAUUGGCGCUGCUGGAGAAUUGGGGGAACGACCUGAUACAUAUUGUCACAAAGUUCUCUCGGUCGCUGCGGGCCUCCCCCUCCUGCAUCCACCACUUAAUCCCUCCGUUUUGCCCCCCCGACUCGGCGAUUCGCCAACAAUUCUCGUCGCCCUACCGUGGGCUCUCUGUCCAAGGAUUAUCAUCACGGCGCUGGGACCACUGCCUCACCACCAUCGCCUACCCAAAGGGCACAAAACCAAACGCUGUGGCAGCCGGCCCGGGCUUCUUCGCGAUAGGCAUGAUGAGCAAGUCUGUUUUUGUGUAUGACGAUUCCAUCUUCCAGGAGGUCCACAUCCUCGACCACAAGGAGCCCGUCUGGCAGAUGGCCUUCGGCGAGACGGGCAAGCACCUCGCCACCGCCGGCGCAAAGACCGUCAGGAUAUGGUCCCUACAGCUGGGAAUCGAGCUCGCCAGCUUCCGCAUCCCCUCGCUCUGCCUCGCUCUGACCUUCACAGAGACAGACGAGGCGCUGCGCGUUGCCACAAAGUCGAAUAUGUUUCUGGAAUGGGACGUGGAGACAGCCAGCAUGCGGGCCGAAGAGGACUGGACCACUGAUUUCGAGGACGAUUCGCCUCUGCAGCUCCGUGCCCCCCAGAUGGCAGCCAUCAGCGGCCCAAGCGACCUGCUCGCGGUUAUUUAUAGGGGGGAGGACAUUGUCAUCUGGGACUGUGCCAACAUCAGGAUCCACGACAUUUACGAGAAGGAAACCGGGUCGAGAAGGUGGGGCUCGGAGAAGGUGGCCGGUGGCUCCACGCACAUCCGGGCCUUGGUCUUCAGCGGCGCCAUCGACACCAACCGGCUGGCCACGACCCACACAGACGGCGAUCUGACUCUCUACGACACCGUGGAUGGGAAGCUUUUGGCGAAGGCGAGUUCGGUGAACGCGAAUGUCCUGGCCUCGUCCCACGACGGCCGCACGCUCGGGGGGGUCGACUCGCGAGGCAACCUGAUGCUCUUCGACUUCGAGACGCUGCGGUGCCUGUACCGCGUACAGUUUGACACGCCAAGCAUGGCCAAGGCGCUGACCUUUACGGCGGACAAUCUCCGGUGCAUCGAGAUCCGCGGGGACCAGUGCCGAGUGUGGGAGCCGACGGUGCUGCUGCGCCAGGACACGGCCGACGAGGACGAGAACAGCGACACGGUGUCGGUCUCCACCGGCCCGCAGGAGAUCGACUACCGCGUCGCGGGCAGCAACAGCGACGGCGCCGCCGCCAAAAUCACGGCCGUCGCGUGCGCAAAAUCCGCGCCGCUCGUCUUCUAUGGCAUGGAGGAUGGCUCCGUGCACGUGUGCGACAUCACCGCCGAGCCGCGCAGCCAACGCCUGUACGAACAGAUUGCGGGCUGUCCACUCGACCUUCUGUACUUUGACGAGGAGGCCUCGGUUCUCGGCUGCGCGGACCUGUCCGGCUGCGUCACGGCCAGGAAGGUGACACGCCGAAACAACCCCCGACAGAGGCCGCUGGGGGCGACGUGGGAGAUUGGCGACAUCCUGCUGCACACGCGUAUCCCGGGGACGGUGAAGCAGAUCCUGCUCUCGGGCAAGGACAAGAAGCUACUGCUGUCAUCGGAGCAGCACGAUACCCUGUGGCCGAUGCCGAAGCAGGGCGAGGGCGUCUGGAUCGCUCGGGUCGAGGGGAACAGCACGCCGAGAUGGCUGGCUCAUCCGACCCAACCCUACCUAAUACUGGCGAGAGAGGGCGAGUUCCGUAUCUACAACUGGUCCAAUCUCGAGUGUGUCCGCACCGUAUCGCUCGCUCACCAUGGCCAGUCCCUGUUCAGCCUGGAUCGGAUCGUCUCCCUGCAGCACCCGCAGUACUUCACCACCAUUUCCCUGGCCAGAUCGCUCGAGUCCUGGACAACGGAGAGCCUGGUCCAGUUGUGGGACGUCAAGGACCUGGACCUGGACCUGGACCUGGACCCCACCUCGUCGCUCUCGGAGACCACCUCCUCCCCCAACACCAUAAGCCCCGUCCGAGACCUCGGCCCGGACGACCUCUCAGGCACCCUGGAGCUAGUCGUCGGCGCUUACGGGUCCCGCCUGAUCGUGUACACCAGCGACCGCUGGGUAUGCUCCGUCGACCUGAAGCCCGCAUCCGCAUCCGCGCCCGCGUUCCCAUUCCCGUCCCGGUCCGCGUCCCGGUCCAGAUCCCCCCGGUCCAGAUCGCCGUCUCCGUCUCCGGGCUCGGACCAGCACCAGCACCAGCUGGUCAGACACUUCUUCGUCCCGGGCGACUGGAUAGGAGGUAAUCGGCUGGGCAUGGGGGUCGGGCGAGGGGGGGAGAUCGCGUUCGUCAGGGGACCGGAGCUGGCUGUCAUCAAACGGGGGCUCGAGGUCACGGAGGGCGGGGAGAGCUUUAACCCGAGGAAGGGGAUCGGGGCCCCGGUUGCUGGGGGUGCGGGUGCGGGGCCGAGUCUGGGUCAGUCACCGGGAAUUCCGGUGCGGCCGAGGGUUGGGGGGUCGGUGUGAACUCCAGAGGCCGGAGAAGUGGGGAGGUGGUUUGGAAACUCUGCCACCCAGACAUGGUGUUGAUAUACUUGUUGGCCAAUAGAUGCAUUCAGAGGAGUUGUUGGGAUAGCGUCGUCUGGGGGGCAAGUACGCCUCGCGGGCAGAGGGUCGCCAGCCCUCUCCUAGUACAAUACUGGAGGUAGAAGAUGUUUCAAGUCUCUAAGGAGAGAAUAGUCUUACCAGUCAAGCGAUAAAUCAGCGGCCAGAUUUGAUGCCAAAUCCUGGUUCCAUUCUCAAUGCGUG
Messenger RNA from Phialemonium atrogriseum, 5722 nucleotides. RefSeq lists its product as uncharacterized. Gene Ontology annotation, molecular function: protein binding. Lineage: Eukaryota; Fungi; Ascomycota; Sordariomycetes; Cephalothecales; Cephalothecaceae. The transcript is spliced from 3 exons. Bases 440 to 5440 code for a protein of 1666 amino acids. The record is from RefSeq and is a predicted model, not a curated record.